GGAAAAACUAAAAUAAAAAAUAAAAAUGUAAGGAGGGAAAGAGCAGCAGAAACGGAGAGAGAAGGAGGCCUAGUAAAAUAGGGAAAGGGGAAUCCAUUGAGAAAUUUGCUGGUCACCUUAGAAUACCUACGCCUCUAGGGGGGGCACCGGAGGAAAUGAAACUCUGGAAAAAAGCUGCCGGGCUUGUCAAGGACCGUAACAGCAUCUGGGCCGCCAGCAUUUCCCGCCGGACUUCUUUCCGCAACCCCGACCUAGAAUCCAUCAUCAUCAAGUCCACCAGCCACGACGAGGCUCACGUCGACUAUAAGAAUUUCCACCGCGUCUACCAAUGGGUACGCACCUCUCCUACGUACGUAAAGCCAUUAUUGUGGGCUGUCUCUUCCAGAAUGGACAAGACCAGGUCCUGGGUGGUGGCGCUCAAGGGUUUGAUGCUCAUGCACGGCGUCUUCUGCUGCAAGAUCCCCGCCGUGCAGAGGAUCGGACGGCUGCCGUUUGAUCUAUCCAACUUUACGGACGGCCACUCCAAGGCGAGCAAGACAUGGGCCUACAACGCCUUCGUGCGGGCGUAUUUUACCUAUUUGGACCACAGAUCCGCUUUCCUGCAUGAAACGGCGUCGUCGGCUGUGGCGUUUAGGAAACAGCAACAGCUGGGGAGAUUACAAGCCGGCGGUCUUGACAUUCAGUCUCCGGAGGAGGAGCCUCCGUUGAAGGAGGAGCUCGGGAAGCUUCGGAAAUGGCAGGCAUUGAUGGACAUGUUGCUACAGAUCAGGCCCAACCCCGGCACGGCAAAGGUGUAUCUGGUUUUCGAAGCCAUGAUCUGCAUUUUGACCGAGAUCUUCGACGUCUACAGCAGAAUUUGCAAGGGUAUUGCUAGAACUCUGAUGAGGAUUUACGCGGCGCCGGGCAAAGAAGAGGCGCAAAUAGCUCUCGAGGUGGUUCAGAAGGCGGCGAUUCAAGGAGAGGAGCUCGAAAUGUACCUUGAGUUCUGCAGGGAUUUGGGUGCUCUUGGCUCUUCGGAGUGCCCUAAAGUGGAGCACAUCCCGGAGGAAGAUAUUAUAGACCUAGAAAGAAUAAUACACGAAGUUAGUGAUGAUGCGGGAAAGGAAAAGAGGAAGGAGAACCAAAACAACUGCAUGGAGAUUGUGGCGAUAGAAAGCGGUGGUGAUGAUUUGUUAAUGUUUGGUGAUGAUCAUGGUCAGCAGACGACGACGAAAAAUAAGCAGAAGGUGUUCAAGACUAUAAUCACAGACAAGUGGGAGGUGUUUCCUGAUGACGAUAUGAUCAGCUGGGUGAGUACUGGUUACAAUGAUGCCAGUGCUGCAACUGCAGAUUAUAAAAACCCUUUUGCAUCCUCUUCUAAUCUGAUGCCUUAUGUUGCACCUACACAUAACCAAGCUCUUCCGGAUUUGAUUAGUUUAUAAAUUUGAUUGUGGUAUGAAUUUAAUGAAUAUUGGAUAUUGUUUCGAUCAUAGUUUCCAGGAUAUUUAUGCCACUUACAUUUCCCAA
Messenger RNA from Rosa chinensis, 1506 nucleotides. RefSeq names its product putative clathrin assembly protein At1g25240. Lineage: Eukaryota; Viridiplantae; Streptophyta; Magnoliopsida; Rosales; Rosaceae. Bases 156 to 1421 code for a protein of 421 amino acids. Gene Ontology annotation, cellular component: clathrin-coated pit; clathrin-coated vesicle. The transcript has a single exon. The record is from RefSeq and is a predicted model, not a curated record. Gene Ontology annotation, molecular function: SNARE binding; phosphatidylinositol-4,5-bisphosphate binding; 1-phosphatidylinositol binding. Gene Ontology annotation, biological process: clathrin-dependent endocytosis; clathrin coat assembly; vesicle budding from membrane.